GGAUUCAUUUUGCAUCCGCGCGUAGUGGAAACAAUUAUUAUUUUAAUUAAAAAUAACAGCGAAGUUAAAUAAUUAAAAUAGAAUUAAAAAUCUUUAAUAUAAAAAAUACGUUUUUUUUGUCGUGAUUUUGUUGUGUUGUGACGUAGUUUUUUAUUUAGUAUGUUUAUUAAAAUGUUAUUUAUAUCGGCUUUAUUAAUUUUAACUUUGUCGAUCGUUGGAGCGAAUUUCACUAAUGAUACAGAAACAGGUAUUAUAUUUCCACCGGAAUGUAAAAACCAAGACAUUUGUUACGUAAAACCUAAAAAUUAUCCGGAACAUAAAUUCCACAGUGUUUUAAAGAAACUGGACCUCAAGAGAAUACCACGUUCAGCACCAUAUUAUGCGUCAAACCACGGUUUUGUAGACGAUGACUACGCUGAUAAGAAUUGUCGUGCUCAGUACGAAAUAAGAGUACCAUUUGGAAUCAAGGUUAGCAACAUCAUGAGACCUGUCAUACAGAUGCCAUAUUUUGAACAGAAAAUACGAUAUGUAACAUGCGAAGAUGAAGGAGCAGAGUGCAUGGACGGGGUUAUCGACCCAAUAAGUUUCAAGGCAACCUGCUCUACUAUGUAUGCUCAAAUACAAUUACACAUAUACAACCCUGACAUAAAUAACAUAGAAAUUAAAGAUGUGCCAAUUCCCGUUUCGUGUAAUUGUAAUAUUAAAGAUGUAUAAAAUGAUAGCUGACUCUGCAAUCCUUGUUUUGCUUUUUACCGCUAAUUUUUCUCUUUCUGUCGAGCCAAUUUUUUAUUUGGAUAAAAACGAAUUAUUAAAAAUAAUAUAUAAACUUCAUGAAGGAAAAAGAGAAAAGGAGAAACCAGAUUUCCAGUUAGAAACUCUAAGCCAAUCCAAGCAAUAGAAACCAGAUACCAAAGAUGAAGCUGGGACAAAGCCUCGCCACGAGGGGGUUUACAUAUUCUAAACUCUAACUAGAGCAAAGAAGUUCCCACUUGAGCCUAGCCUCAGAGGGCUAAGAAGACCUGUAAAAUGCGAUAUGAUUUAGAUGUAAACAUACUCCUUCUGCUUUGAGUUCCAGUGUUAUUGGAGAUUAGAUAAUAUAAAGGCAAUAUUAAUUUUUAAAGUCGCUUCUCUGAAGAACGAUGUUGUGCUACAGCCAAAUCACUCCCGUAAGUUUUUUAAUCAGAAGUCCCGCCUUCUUCGAGCACUGCUUUUAGUAAUAAUUUUGCCUUGAAUAAUAAGUUGGAGUAUUCUAUACUUUUUACUAACUAUAACGUGACCGAAAUAUGAGAUUUUCUGACGGUUAACGAUGUUUAUGAACUCCAACUUCUUCCUAAGACUGCCUAAUACUUUAAUUAUUGAAACUUAUUGUAAAAUACUAUAUUGUAGAACAUUAUUUAGUUGUAAAUUAGCAAUUUAAUAAUACUCGAAAUUUACGGCUACUAUUUACAUUUAUAUAAUUAUACAAUUUUAUAGUGAAAAAUACAUUAAAAUUAAUUGUUAUUUUAAUUAUAACAAAAAAAACAAUAUGUAAAAUAAGUUAUAUUAAUCAACUAUUACAAAAAAAAACAGUUUAGCUUACUGAAUUACAAAAAAAAAAAAAUAUAAAACCUCUGAAUUAAUUAGAAAUUAAAAUUAAAGAAAAUAACAUUAGAAAUAUUAUUAUAAAUACUGGCUCUGUAAUAACAUGUCUAGAAUUCAUGGCUUUUAUUUAAAUUUAUAAAAUUUUACGUUAUUAGUAUUCUUUGGUAGUUAUUCUUCAUCGUAUCGAUGGACAAGGGGUCAUAUGUUAUUAACCCCGUUUGAAAUUAAUUGUUAUUUCCUAUUUUAUGUUAUUAUUUAUGACAAAUGAAAUUAUAUCUUAAGCGUAAGACUGAUUGAAUUAGCCACGCAUUCUGGACAAAUAUGCCCUUUAUGGGAUAAGUCUGUCAUUGUAUAUUAAAUCUUUUGAUAUAUCCGCUGUAAAUUAUGUACAGUAAAAUUACAAUGCAAUAUAAUAUAAUAAUAAUUACUAUUACUACUAUACACGUAAGUCAAUCAGGUUAGUUGUACAGUUAAAAUUAUAGUAAGUACAUUUAACUGUUUUAACAGUAAAAUAAAUCUAUGUUGCAAA
Molecule: messenger RNA, 2110 nt
Organism: Galleria mellonella (greater wax moth)
Lineage: Eukaryota; Metazoa; Arthropoda; Insecta; Lepidoptera; Pyralidae
Exons: 6
Coding region: 160-714 (184 amino acids)
Source: RefSeq, a predicted model, not a curated record